CGGAAGUGCCCUUUGUUUUGGUUCUUGGCCACGGCGGGAAAGCUCUCUCAGGAAGUCUGCGAAUUAAAUGAUAAUGCCGUCCAAACAGCAGGAUGAGGCCAAAUCUAAAAUCUCUCCUGUGCUCUUCAUGACUGUGUCCGGUGAGCCAAUGUCUUUCUUCCUGAGGCCGGGUCCUGUCAAACGGAAGCUCCAGCCGCUCAUCACAGCUGGUGGAGGGAUGCUGUGUAAUGUACAGAAGCCUGGAGCCAUCCUCCUGAUUGACCCUGAGGAGAGAGCCUCUGUUUCUGAAACCACAGCUCACUGGUAUAUUUCCACUCAGUACGUUCAUGACUGCAUUGAGAAGGAUGAACAGCUGACCUUAGAGGACUACAGAUUAAAUCCUGAGGUAGAAAAGGCAUAUUCUACUAGACUGAGAAACAGCAAAGAGAGCCCUCCGGCCUCUGCAGGAGGUAGAACUGCCUACACCGCCAAGGAGGAUGCUGCCAUUUUGAAUUAUGUAAGGAAACAUAAAACAGAGGCUGGGGGAAACAAACUAUGGCAAGAAAUGGAGAAGCAACGUGUGACCAGUCACAGCUGGCAGUCGAUGAAAUACCGCUACAGAGUGCGACUGGCCCACAAACUAUCAGAGUCUGAGGAGAAGCAAACAAAGGGAGACGGAAAUUUAGAGACAGAAGCUCAGUCAUCCUCCAGUAAUGAUGCAGAUGUUUCUCCAAAGACACAUUCAGAAGGCCCUGAACCUGUCAAGACAGAUACAACAGAAACAGAAUUGACACAGAUAGAUGCACAGCCAAUAUCAGAUGAAAGUACACAAGCAGAAGAUGCAGAGGCUCAAACAUCCACCUCUCCCCAAGAAGAAGUACAGGUUGUGAACCCACUAACUAAGGAACAGCCAGUUGAAGGCACACAAGUAGAAACUGUAGAAGCUGAAACAUCUAACUGCUCCCAACUUGAGGAGCAAUGUUGGGAACUGGAGACCAAUACCCAACUUGCUCUGAAUGAGAGCCCAGAACCAGAAGCAGUGGAACCAACUAUUUCCCCUGAAACAGGAGAUGUACCAGAGGACCACCCACCAUCUCAACCUGACUCUCUGCUUGAAACACCCUCUCAGAAUGUCCUCAGUAAGAAGCAGAAGGCCUCCCCAAAGGAGGCCCAAGGAGAGCCUCCGACACGAGUAACCCGCAGGCAGCUUAAGCUGGAAGGGCCUCAGCCUUACAACAAAAAACUCAGAUCAUCAUCAACCCCUAACAAGUCUUCUCCCGAGCCCUCAAAGAAAACCAAAUUAUCAAUAAGGUCUGCUCAUCAAAAAGACAUAACAGCUGACCAGCCGCCGGUGAAAAGGGCCAGAGGAAAAGGCGGGGCUAAAGUGCUGGCAAAUGAGCAGGAAGAAAGUGAAGAAAAUGGCACCUCUAAAACAGAACAGCCAGGUGAUGAAUCCAGUUCAGUGACACAGAAGGGACAAAAGAAAACAGAAAAGAGAAAGUUGGGAAUUCUUGAAUUGGCCACAAAGGAGUUUGAAGAUGACAGUGAGGCUGAUGAGGAUGAAUCUCCAGAUCUCCAAAACAAAACUGAAACAGUUGCAAUGCAGUCAGCUUUGACAUCAGACCCAUCUUCAGAUGUACCUUCAUCAGUCUUGAACUAUGAACAUGGAGCAACCGUUCAAGAGCCUGCAGAAGACACCCAGGCCUCCAGUGGCUGCCAUUUGGCUGAGGUGGAUGUUCCUGAGCCUGCAGAAUUUCAGACUGUGGCGUCUGAACCUGCACCCUCUGAACCUGCACCGUCAGAGGUCCACACCACCUCCAAAGCCCACCUCUUUAUAUUUGACCAUGAAUCUCAGGAAGAAGACUCGGAGUCCCUCGUUGGUGACGGUGCAGCACAUCCUCCAGACUCACAGACAAAACUGAAUGGAGACACUGCACCUUCACUGACUCAGGCUCAGUUAGAGGAGGACAAGCAGCGAAUCAGGGACUUAAUGAACCAGACAAAUCAGGACUUAGCGAGUGUGACCAAAGCUCUACUGAAGACCAGUGGAGACUGGUCUGCUGCACUGGAUCUGCUUUUGGACCCCUCCUCUUUUUCUGGACCAUUUUGGACUUACUCAGAUGACAGCCUUCUGGAUUCUGCUGAUCCCGAUGAUCGUCACAUGCUGCAGGAGAAAUAUGGCGAGGAGGGUGUGGCCAAGAGACUAGUGUUCCUUGCGGUAGAGGGGUCAAGUUGAAAGACAGGAAGUGAGUGCGAACAUGGGAGUAGAAGAACGACGGAACAAACUAGUUCCCUCAUCAGCAGCUUCUGUGAUGAUAUUCAGGAUUUUGUCAAAGUGCCAGUUGUCUAUUUUAUACAGUGUGAAUUUGUGGACCUUCUUCCAUUACUUCUGUCAUACUUUGAGACAAAAAAAGUCCCAGGGUAAAUUUUAGAAGUUCAUAUGUUAAUAGAGGCUGUAGUUACCAAACUUUAGGCCUUUAACAACAUAUUUUAAUGAUUUUUUUUAGCAUUAAUGAAUGGAUGGAUGGAUGGAUGGAUGGAUGGAUGGAUGAAAUACUGUACUGUAUUUUUUUAUUGUUAAUACAUUCAUACAAAAGUGUACAAUAAGUUAAAUAAACUGUAAAUGCCUAAAUGCAUGGACUGUACUCUGUAACCCUUAGGGACUGUUGUGCACAUUUUACGUGCUUUUCAUUUAUCUUUUUUGGUAAUUUUGGUUGUGUUCAUGCAUAUGGCAUGAAUUUUGGCAAGAUUGUGUAUUUUUAUUGUAUCUUAUUAGUUCCAGAUCAGCUCCCACAGUAGGUCUAAAAUUCAGUGUGUAUAAACAAGUGUUACGCUUGUACUGUUCAGCACAAAAGAUGUGCCAUUGAAACCCAUUCAAACUUCAAUUUUUGAGCUCACGUUCAUUAAAGCGUGAUACACGUGUUUUAUUAGAUUUGUCUUAGAAUUGAUCAUUUUCACUACUCUUCACCAAAUGGCGUCACUUUGACCAUUUAUUCGCAUAUUGAGAAAUAAAACAGCACAUCCACCAGACAGCUUUUAACCCUGAGAAGUAGGUGUUUGUAUGUGGGUGUAAUUCAAUACAAAUGUUUACUUUGCUUUUUUUUUUUAUCUAAAAACAUAAUUGCAUCAUGACAAAAACCUGCCAUUGAAAGGCUUAAAAUAUAUAUAAAAAAAUUAAUAUUUGAUAUCAAUGAAAGUAGAAUAUAAUAUUAAUGUGCAAUAUUUUUUUAGACCUUUUAAAAAGCACAUUUUUUGUGUUUAGCAGUACAAGUGUGACUAAUAUUAGAACUGGCCCCAAAGGUUAAAUUCUUACUGAAAAAUACCAAACAAAUCACACACAACACACAUUAAUUUUUAUCCAAUCCACCAUUUUAUUUCAUUUACCCCAAUAUCAACUGAGUACAUUCAUAAUUUUGAAACCAUUUGCCCCCAGACCCACAUGAAUACAUUAUACCAAGAUUUGAACCAAAAAAUAUACAGACAAAUCUAAGAGAGAAAAAGAAUUAAUUUAGAGCUAAGAAAAACAAAGAAAAUCAACCAUUUAACCUGGACCCAUAGAAAGGGAUCUGAUGCAAAUGAAACACAGAGGUCUUCAGAUUUUACCCAAAUAUGGUCACAAAUAUUGCUGCAGCUUUUAUGUUCUGUCUGAUUAAAGAAAAUAAAAGCAAAUGUGAUAAUGGUGUUAACAGCACAUACGCAAAUGAACAUGUAAAAUUGUAUGUUGACACAAAACCAUGUAAUCCCAUUGCUACACUGAUUAAAAACCACUCGUAUAAAACCCUUUUAAGUAAGAAACAUUCACAUCCAUCAGGAGCAGAUUUACGUUAUACCUUUAGGUCACAUACUGUAAGUUGGUCAGGUAAGAAACACCAGUAAAGCAAUACAUACCAAGGUCUCCAAUAACAUAACAGCACACCACAGAUCCCUGGAUUUCAAAGCUACAUUUUUUGCUCAGCUUUUACUUUUAAGGUCUUUAGAAGAUGCCUCAAAUCAAGCUACAUUCAGCAUAGAGGGUUGCAACAGUUGUUU
Messenger RNA from Sphaeramia orbicularis (orbiculate cardinalfish), 4008 nucleotides. It is a transcript of the gene terf2ip, whose product is annotated as telomeric repeat binding factor 2, interacting protein. The record is from RefSeq and is a predicted model, not a curated record. Bases 68 to 2215 code for a protein of 715 amino acids. Gene Ontology annotation, cellular component: shelterin complex. Lineage: Eukaryota; Metazoa; Chordata; Actinopteri; Kurtiformes; Apogonidae. Gene Ontology annotation, biological process: protection from non-homologous end joining at telomere; telomere maintenance via telomere lengthening. Gene Ontology annotation, molecular function: telomeric repeat DNA binding. The transcript has 9 exons.